UGCGCCGGGGCCGCCCCUGCGCUGCGAGCGGCCGCGUAAACAUGGAGCUCUCGGCCGUCGGGGAGCGCGUCUUCGCGGCCGAGGCCCUGCUCAAGCGCCGCAUCCGCAAAGGCCGCAUGGAAUAUCUGGUCAAAUGGAAGGGCUGGUCGCAGAAGUACAGCACUUGGGAACCCGAGGAGAACAUCCUGGAUGCCCGGCUGCUCGCAGCCUUCGAGGAGAGCUUUGGUUCUUUUAACACCUCUAGGGAGCGAGAAAUGGAGCUUUAUGGGCCCAAAAAGCGAGGCCCCAAGCCCAAAACCUUCCUGCUAAAGGCCCAGGCAAAAGCCAAAGCCAAAACCUAUGAGUUCCGCAGCGACUCUUCCAGGGGCAUCCGGGUGCCGUAUCCCGGCAGGUCCCCCCAGGAGCUGGGCUCCACGUCCCGGGCUAGGGAAGGACUGAGAAACAUAGCCCUGGCCCCCCAGGGCAGCUCCAGCAGCAGCACCCCCAAGGCAGACGGCAUCCGGGAGCGGGUGAUCCGCGUGGAGGACAAGCCCGGGGAGACCCCCAAAAAGAGAGGCCCGAAGCCCAGGAAGGAGCUGUACAAGGACCUUGCGGAGACUCUGGACGCCUCCAAGAGGAAACUGGGGGAGCCGGGGGACAAGGUGGGGGACUACCUGAAGGCCAGGAAGAUGGAGGAGGCGGGGGCGGCCAAGUUCGGCUCGGGACACAGCGUGAUCCAGCUGGCCCGGCGGCAGGAGCCCGAGCUGCCCGGCGCCCUGGCCGGGCCCACCCGCGCCGAGCCGGGCCCCGAGGCCUUCCCCCCGCGCCUGGCCAAGCACCGCGCGGACUUUCUGGACGCCAAGGGGCAGGGGGGGCUGGACCCCGGCGGGCCCAAGCUGCUGCACGGCGCCGUGGGCCCGGGGAACGUGGGCGGCCUGUACCGCGACGGCGUGGGGGGCCCGGCCGGGCGGCCCUCGCUCAUCGCCAGGAUCCCCGUUGCCAGGAUCCUGGGGGACCCCGAGGAGGAGUCCUGGAGCCCCUCUCUCAACAACCUGGAGAAGGUGGUGGUAACUGACGUGACCUCUAACUUUUUGACCGUCACCAUCAAGGAGAGCAGCACGGACCAAGGAUUCUUUAAGGAGAAGCGAUGAGUUUGGUGGAGGUGGUGCUGGGGUUUUCUUCAGUCAGAUCCAGACAAAAGCUUGGUAGAGCUUGGUGGGCCUCUCUUUUUUUCUUUUUUU
This is a messenger RNA of Zonotrichia leucophrys gambelii, 1220 nucleotides long. It is a transcript of the gene CBX8, whose product is annotated as chromobox 8. The transcript has 5 exons. The record is from RefSeq and is a predicted model, not a curated record. Gene Ontology annotation, molecular function: chromatin binding. NCBI's taxonomy places the organism in Eukaryota, Metazoa, Chordata, Aves, Passeriformes, Passerellidae. Gene Ontology annotation, cellular component: PRC1 complex; chromatin. Bases 42 to 1130 code for a protein of 362 amino acids. Gene Ontology annotation, biological process: negative regulation of transcription by RNA polymerase II.